GCAAGCGCAUCGCUCGAUCACACCAUGGCCGCAGCCACAGGCAGCGAGGCAUGGAAGGCCAUGUUCGGAAACGCCGCUGCCGCCGCGAGCGGGCCUGGACCUACGGCGAAGACGAGGGCUGUGGCAACCGGCGAGUCCGUCGACACGGCUGCGAAGGCCGACGUCGCUCUCAAGCUGAAUGUCAUCAACGCCCAGCGGAUGAAGAUGGUCCUUGCCAUCGUCACCAUGAGCUUCGCGAUUCCUGUAUCCGGCGAGGUCUUCCAGGUGCUCGAGGCUUCGAAGGCCAGCUACACUGCGAUGACAGAGGGCAAGAAGGGCCAGGGCAAAGCCCCCCCUGAUGUGUACAAUGUCAUUGCUGCUGUUGCUCACUGGUCACACGACUUCCCCCCAGCAGAAAGGAAAAGUCGACGCGUUCAUCAGCGGCCACGGUGUAGAGACCAAGCGCGCCUGGCGGGACAUAAAGGUGUGCGGGACCGAGAAGAUGUUCGACUCGUCCAUGAGGCGGCUGCAUGUCCAGGCGCCUGCCCAGAUUCUCGAGAUCAUGGCUGACCUUAGCGCCGAAACAUUCGAUUAUGUGGAGCACGUUGGCCAACGUCAGACUGGGUACCUGGUGUCAGAGGGCCAAAAAUUC
Messenger RNA from Prorocentrum cordatum, 631 nucleotides. The record is from the annotation of a GenBank genome assembly. NCBI's taxonomy places the organism in Eukaryota, Dinophyceae, Prorocentrales, Prorocentraceae.